AUGCCACCAAGCAAUGGCAAAUCCUACAGACGGGCUCAUGUAGCCUGUAUGGCAUGUAAAGCUCGCAAAGUCAGGUGUACCGUGACUUUGUCUGGACCACCUUGCGCUAAUUGCAUCGUUGACAACGUCCCUUGCGAAAUCCAGACCCGUAAGCGGCGACGAAACGGGGAUAUUCUGUCCCGCUCAUCUGAUGUGGGAACACCAGACAGCCCAUUACCAUUAGAACAGAGCCCCUCGUCGCCCACACCCCUCGUUUCACAUAGCGGGAACCUUAGCCAGGUCAACCACGCUGCAGCAGGAGACCACGAGCCUCGUCAGUGGGCCUCGCUAUCUGACAGUGACAGACACACUCCUCUAGGACAACCCCAAUCGGCUCAGAAUUCUUCCUCUGCUGCAGUUUCCCGAGAAGUCAUUUUCGUUGGCAACAGCACAAAUGAUCACGAAAAUGAUGUAGUUCCAGACACAGAUCUUGAUGAAUGUAGACAGACCGAAAUCGUUAGUUCAAGGGCUUCAACACCUGUUGCUAAUGCCACAUCAGCAUGGGCUGAAACACUUGAACAGCGUGAAAGUAGCGACAGUCGGGUGCCGUUUUACCCAGACUAUCUUCUACCGGAAGAAGUAGAAUACCUUCGUUUCAAAGGUUGCUUUUCUUUACCACCUCAAUCGCUAAGAGAAGCUCUUCUUCGAGCCUAUUUCCAUCAUUCGCAUCCUUUUGAACCAGUCUUGGAUUCUCAAGACUUUUUCAACAAUUACAGUAAAGGCAAUGUCAGCUUGUUGCUCCUAUGGAACAUAUUUAUGUGCGCCGCAAGCUUUGUUGACAACGAUCUAUUUUCGGCAAACUUUUACGACUCCCAACUAGCUUUCAAGCGAACCGCUUUCCAACGAGCAAAGGCUUUGUACGACGCGGAUUAUGAGAAGAACAAAAUUACACUCAUUCAAUCCGUGUUUCUUAUGGGACACUUCUACGCUAAUGCUGAAGAUCGCAUGGGUCCUUGGCACUGGAAUGGAAUCGCCAUUAGCCUGUCUCAUACCAUCGGCCUCCAUAUGUUAACAUCCCCAGCGCGAGACGGCAUUCCACCUUUGUGGCGCCGUGUAUGGUGGUGCAUCUACUACCGUGAGGUUUGGCUAUCGAUGGGUCAAGGUCGGCCAAUGCGAAUAUCGCUUGAUCAUUGCUCCACUCCCAUGCUUGGAUCAUAUGAUACAAGUCCUGGCUCUUCCCCGGAGUUCGAACACUACUUACCUGAACAGCUUGGCACAUUGCUAGGGAUGUGGUUGAAACUAAUUGGCGUAACGAGGGUCAUGGGAGAGAUAUUGUCAAACAACUAUGCCAUAAGGGGAACAAGACCCUCUAGAGCCGUCAUUGAGAGAUAUGAGAACGAGAUUCAUGCUAAUUGGUAUCCAGAUGGAAACAGAGACCAGAGUCCAGUUUUGUUAUCCCAUUUGUAUCAAUUACGGCUCCAGACUCAACUAACAAGUCGAAGAGCGGCCAUCAUAGCUCUUUACCGUCCAUUUCUCCAUGAGUCACCCGAUGGAGUUCCAGUAGAGGAACAUGAUGCUUGGAAGACGCUUGUGAACAACAAGCUUCGGACGGCAGCUUCUCACGCGACCCAUGCCGUCAAUUGUAUGAUGGCGGAGGGUCUAAUCAAGUUUUCUCAAAGCAUCAGUGUCCUUGCCAUUAUUCCUCCAGUCCAAGUACAUCUGCUUGAAAUGGCAACGUCAAAGUCAUCAUCAUCUACCCAACUGGCAAAGCACAACUUGGCACUAUGCCUAUUAGCUCUAGAUGAGAUGCGAAAGACUUAUGUCUCUGCUGACGCAGCAUACAAGCUAUUCGAUCGCGCCAGAGCCAUGAUCGAGAAAACACGGCAAGAAGCUGAGGUUGGUCUACGAGAUUCGACUAUUUCGCCGGAAAGACAAGGAAUUGAGACUGCACAAUGGCUUGAUGAUUCCGCGGGCUAUGAUUUGACAUCGGCAGGGGUCUUAUCAUCUCUGUGGGCGCCGUUCGCCAAUAUCAUUCCCGAUGAUUUCUCAGGAUAUUCCUCCUAG
Molecule: messenger RNA, 2043 nt
Organism: Fusarium venenatum
Lineage: Eukaryota; Fungi; Ascomycota; Sordariomycetes; Hypocreales; Nectriaceae
Source: RefSeq, a predicted model, not a curated record